AUGUGCACUACAAACAAUCUUCAGUCAGCUCAGGAAGAGCUUUAUGAGUUUAUAUGGGAAACAAACGAGCAUUGUGCAGAACUUUGCAAACCUGGUGCAAGCAUUCGGCAAAUACACAAUCAUUCGGUUGAAAUGCUCCAGAAAGGACUCAAGGGGAUUGGAAUUUUGAGAGGUGUUCCAAGCAGUGCCUACCAUUCACUGAACCCCACUUCUAUCGGUCACUACUUGGGAAUGGAUAUGCAUGAUUGUUCAAGGAUCAGCUAUCCUCUCAAGCCUGGUGUUGUCAUAACUAUUGAACCAGGAUUACACAUUCCAUUUCAUUUUGAUGGUGCAGAGAGGAACCUACUGAACUCAGAGAAUUUGCUCAAACUUCAAAUUAAAUUGUCACGUAUUGGUACAGUCCUGUACCUACUCCUCUAG
Molecule: messenger RNA, 420 nt
Organism: Neltuma alba
Lineage: Eukaryota; Viridiplantae; Streptophyta; Magnoliopsida; Fabales; Fabaceae
Product: intermediate cleaving peptidase 55, mitochondrial-like
Exons: 5
Coding region: 1-420 (139 amino acids)
Biological process (GO): proteolysis
Cellular component (GO): mitochondrion
Molecular function (GO): aminopeptidase activity
Source: RefSeq, a predicted model, not a curated record